Messenger RNA from Amphimedon queenslandica, 6051 nucleotides. Its product is annotated as inositol 1,4,5-trisphosphate receptor-like. The transcript is spliced from 58 exons. The record is from RefSeq and is a predicted model, not a curated record. Gene Ontology annotation, biological process: calcium ion transmembrane transport. Gene Ontology annotation, molecular function: calcium channel activity. NCBI's taxonomy places the organism in Eukaryota, Metazoa, Porifera, Demospongiae, Haplosclerida, Niphatidae. Bases 73 to 6051 code for a protein of 1992 amino acids. Gene Ontology annotation, cellular component: membrane.
GCUUCCUGCAAUCCUGCUGUCUAUAAAAGAGUUGAUGUACAGUGCAGAAUUUGUGUAUUACUUUUGUUGAGUAUGGCUGUGCUUGCUGAGGCAGGUCAUGGCUCGCUACGCUUUGGUGAUACUGUUCUUUUUCUUAUUAAGACAAAAGAUUAUCAAGGCUAUGUUUACUCUGAGCUUUCAAGCUCUCCCUUUUUAACUGUGUACAACUUGAAAGAGCAUAAUGAGAAGAAUCCAGAUUUUCCAAACAUUGCUUUUGCUUCUUUUAAAAUAAUGGCUCCGAACAAAUACAAAGCAAAGCAGCAACUAAAGCAGGCCCAACUAGAUCCUGAGAGUCAAGAGCAUCGCAAUGCUGUGCAUGCUUUUGAAAUGGAGGAAGCAGAAAAUAAACUUGAACAGAAGAGGCGGUUUGGCAGUCCAGUUUUAUAUGGUGAUUCAAUUCAACUUCAACAUGUUGCUUCAAAAAAGUUUGUCAAAGUUUGCUCUGAAGCUUCAAAGACACAGAGCAACAACUUGCUUGUCAGUUUGUCAGAAGAAAAUUUUGAAGAAUGCAUUUUUAAGAUAUUACCACGUUACAAAGUUCGUUCAGAAGGAGAUGAAGUUAGAUAUAAUGAUCAGUUGAAGAUUGAAAAUAUUAAGAAUCAGGGACAGUACCUGCACUGUAGUGGACCGAAUCACACACUGGAAACUGCAAGAUUCAAUGUCCUUACAGACUGUUUUGAGUUAAACUUGUCAGCAACAGAAUCAGCUUUAACUCUCAUUCCUCAUUACUCUCCUUCUGUAAACAAGCAUCCUGACAAGGCACUCAGAGCUGGUACUUGUGUGAGGUUAUUUCAUAGUGUGGACGAAUGUUACAUUGUUGCUGAAGGCUCAUUUGCUUUUGCUAAAGAAUCAUUUGCUUCCCUUAAAGGAACAAUAGUUAACGAAAGGAGUGAUCCUAUCAUUGAAGAUGUCCAUUGCCGAGUGAGAAGAGUUGACUCAAGGAAACAUAAUGCACCUUCCACCUCCUCUAACACUUACUGGCAGAUUGAAAAACAGGAAGACCCCAGAAGUGGUGAUGUUAUUGCUUGGAUGGACAGGUGUAGGCUCAAGCAUCUUCCCACUAGAUGUUAUUUAGCAGUCGUGGAGGAUAUGGGUCAAUGGAAAGUCACUCUUAAAGAAAAGACAAGUGAUAAUGAUUUGGACACAAUUUUUAGCUUCUCUCCUCUUAUAGAGGAAGGUGAGGAGGUACUGUUAGAAUCUUAUGCUCUCAUUCAACAUCGUCGCAGUGGACAAUGGCUUCAUUUAGAAAAGAAAAAUUCUUACACAAGGAAAGGCUUUGAUCCUAAAGCUGAAGGUUUGGCUGGUCUAGAGUGGGACUCUGCUGAAUUAUUAAUGCUCACUACACGCAAAGAUAGAGGAGACUAUGACUCUUUCACAUUACAAGAGGUGACUGAAGAUUUGGUAGACAAGUUCAACUAUGUGGCUGGUAUAGUCCCUGUGCUUACUGGAUACAUUAAACAACUUCACAGUAAGACAGAAGGCAAGCAGAAGCAGUUGGUGCGAGUGAAGAAUGCAUUGGUUGAUUUAAAAAAUUGGAUAUCAGAUCAUAAGGAGAAAAACAGGAAAAACAAUCAGAAGCUUCUUAGAAAUUUGAGGGUACUUGAGCAACUUCAUGAAAUUUUAAAGUUUGCUGAAGAUAUUACUUUCAAAGGAUUAAGUCUUCAUAUUACUAUUUGUUGUGAGUGUUACAAUGUUAUAAAGAUAUUCCUUGAAGGAGACAGUCGCAAGAAUGAAAACUAUCUUGCUCGGUUUAUAGCGUUCUUUCAGCAACAUGUUCGGAAAAAACUUAAUGCUGAAGAAGUUCUUGUUGAAUUUGUUCAAAACAAUAUCACUAUUGUGUCAAAGAUGGCAGACACACAGCUGAGUCACAUGAUUGAACAGUUUUUGAGUACAAAGGAUCCAAAGCUUCUUGAUUUUCUAGGGUCUCUUUGUGUUUGUAGCAACAGACCUAUUCCAUCCACACAAAAUCGUUUAUUGCAAGAAUUGGUAAAAAGACAUGGAGAAGAAAAGUUUCUAAAAACUAAACUUGACAGAGCUAGUCAGGAAAUAUAUUGCUAUUAUUCUUCCUCUCCUGAUCAACGUGUUUCACUCAAAGCACUCAGUAAAGAUAACAAUGAAAAAUUUUACCAUCUCCUCAAGGGUCAACUAUACUUAAUGGCAACAUUGUGCCAAGGAAACAAUAAAAAAGCUAUCAGUGCAUUGGUCCACACUGAGGAGAAUCCUGAUGGAUACAUUAGCUUUGAUGAAGCCAUCACUUGUGCUAAGGAAACUGACAUUGACAGCAAACUAAGAAAAUACUAUAUUAAGCUAAUAUUGGUUAUGUUUGUUGAUUGUGGAAAUAACAGAUCAUUCCUUGAUAACCUUUGCUACUCAUUUGUGUAUGAUGAUCUAGUACAAGUUCCUUAUUCAGAGUCUGGUGGUAGCCAAGUUGAGGCAUUAACUGGAGCAGAGAAUGAACACUUUCCUGCUCUUAAGGACUGGAUACUGGACACAAUCUCCAAUAACACAAAUCUCCGUUGUGAAUCUAAAGAGAAUUCCUUAUUAAAACUUGUGUUGGAUGUUUUGGGACAUUUGGUUCGUUAUGGAUACUAUGAUGAUAUUCAAGAUGUGGAUGAUCUUUUGGGUCCACUCACUGAGUUGCUAAAUGGUAAAACAGAUUUACCAUCAGAAAGAAAAAUGUCUGAAGUGGAUUUUAAAAGUUCUACUCGUAAGAAGGAUAUGCCUGAGAAUAAAGGUGUUUUUGAUGUUAAAGUCAAGGCACUUGAAGUUAUGGAACUGCUUUACCGUUUCAAAUUUUAUGUCAAACUUCAAAAAUUCAUGUAUGAUUUCCAGCAAACACAGAAGCCUGAAAGGAAGGGUAGAAUUGAAGCAAUCAUUGAUGAGUUGACUCCUGUUCUUCUGGAUACUUUAUCUAAACUUGUUGAUACUGAUUCUGAAGAUGAUGAUGAGAAUGAUAAGAAGUUGUACUCUCGUGAGAUUAUGGGUGCUGUUCAGGAACAUAUUAAUUAUUUGUGUGAUGGUAAUGCAAAAGGAGGAGGGUUUGCUCCACCAAAUGCUGGUGGUCUUUCACUUGAAUUAGUUCUGUUAGAUCUUUCUGGGUAUGAAUGUGAUGAAUUGGUUACUGGAUCUCUUAAUCUGUUGACUCAUAUGUAUUUCUUUGAAGAGGAGCUAUUUAGUAAAGCACAGCAGACUCAGUUACUGAAGUGUGAUAGGUCUUUGAAUGACUAUAAGACAGUUAAGAAUAAAAUUCUUCCUGAUUUGUGGCAGUUAUUACGUGUUGAUGCCAGUGGACCCAAUCAAGAGAAACUUGUGUCAAUACUCAGACAGUUACAAUCUUUAUGCGUUUUUUCAUCAUCACAUUUACCUAAUAAGCAAAAUCAGAUAAUGUUGGAUAACUUUGGCAUUGUCUCUGACAUUAUGAGUUUUUUGUUUGAGAAAAGUGAUGGCAGAGUGCUACUGAAGCCUGCAGCCCAAGGCGACAGUUCUGGUUCUGUUGGUGAAGAUCUACAUGUAUUCAAUAAUUGUUUCCUUCUCUUGCAAUAUCUAUCUAUUGAUAAUAUGAAAGUAAAGAAGAGAAUAUUUAGCAGACUUGAUGAUUUGCUUCAAAUGAAGUUACCAAAUACAACAUUGCCCUUUUUAGCUGAUUUAAUCACGGAAGUGUUCACUGGAGGCCCUGAACUAAUAAUGAAAGUUAAAGAUGAUCAAAUUGAGAAGAUAUUUGAGAUUAUAAUUUCCUGUAACUAUCCCAUGGCUCAGGCUCAAUUUUUAGUUACAUUAGAAGCUAUUGUUAAGAUAGAAGAAGUUGAUUUACCAUUAGGACAGAAUCAAGCUACUAUUAUUAAUAAUUUUUGUAAAUUAAGAGAAACCGUGGCAUUUUGUCCUGAUUUGUUAGGAAAGAGUUCUACACUUCGAAUUGAAAUAUUGAAUUCUAGUGAAGGGUCUUCUUGUCCUGAUCCUAGGCUUCAGCUGUUACUUAAUUUGACUGACAUGUUGGCAGCUUGUGCUGAAGGAGGGGAUUUGUUUAUUGAAUCUGUUUUUCAGAAUAUAUUUGGAAUUGAUGACCUAAUUGAGAUUAUUUCCAGUGAACUUCCUCCAAAUUGUAAAAGACCUUUUCUUCGAUUCCUUACAAUAGUGUAUAUGAAUACAGAUGGUGAUAACAGCAGUUAUCAAAAUUCAUUGAGUCAUGGAGCAUUAAUGUGGGCGUAUUUGAGUCAUUUGGCUAAUCUCCUCGAGAAUGUUUCUAAAGUCCUCAGUUGUACUUCAUCAAGUGAUAUAAAAAUUUUGAAACAAGACCUUCAGACUAAUUCACGACAUAAAGUCUCACAGUCUUCCUAUCCACCAACCACAUCUGCUGCAGAGCCAGUACCAAGUAUAGGUAUUGCUGAAAUACCUAAUGUGACUGAUUCUCAUGGUCAUCUUGUUCCUGGUUUAUUGGAAUAUCUAGCUGAUGGGGUUAUCCCAUUCCUGCAUACAUUCUAUUCUCAUUUUUAUGAUCCUAAUUCAGCAAAUCAUCUUAAUGAUUGCACCAUUUCAGCAAAUAUUUUGAGAAGCCUUGUGGAUCUGAGUAAAGAUUUGACUGCUGUUCUUUUCUCAGACAAGCAUGUUUACAUGUUUCAAGAAACAAUUAGUGCUUUAAUGAAUUAUUCUGAGAUACGUGAGAAAUCUACUGUCAGCAAAGAGCAAUCAAUUCAUACAAUUGAAUUUAUUGGAGGAAGAGCACCAAGAAAAAUGACUUCCAGUGUGAAGCAAUCAGAGAAAACUGAUUCAGCAGCUUAUGAAGAAUUUUUAGAGGAGUAUGCAGAACAAGAGAAAUUAAACAAAUUGUUUAACUGUUUUUCUCAACGCUAUCACUGUUCAUAUAUGGGGCCCAAUACUGCCAGUCACCAAAUAGGAUCUACUGUACACUGCAAAAUUGAAUAUAGUGAUGAAGGUGAAGAAUUACCAAUGGGAGCCAGUUUUCAGGAACUUAUUAAAAUUUAUCAUAUUGAUAAAUCCUGUUCAAAAAAGCAUCCAGCCGAGAGGUUAUUGAAACAAAUAGAGAUAUCUGUCAGUCGAUCUGAUCAGUUAGGUGAAGCUGAACAAAUGAAUCAAGACAAAUUAGAUUUACGAUGUUUGCAGAUAUUAAGAGCUCUGAUACAUAAUAAAAUCAAGCAUAUUGAUCCAGAGUUGAAACAAAGGGAUCCUAAAGAAUUCAGAAAGAAAUGCAAAGAUACUGUUGUUCCAGUUCAGGAGUCUAUUCAGUCAUUCAACAAUGCUAUCAGUCGUGUGAUACCUUUACUUUUGCAUCCUGAUGAGAAAAUAUCAAAGGAAGCCCUGGCUCUAAUGAAGGCUCUCCUUUUCUCAGGCAACAAGGAAGUACAGGAAGGACUAAUUAAAGCUGUCAAGCAGUCACAUGAAGAGAAGUUGUUUCUCAAUUUUAAAAAAAGGCUGGAGGCUGCUAGUCUAAACUUCAAGGAAAUUGCGGAAUUAAAGGCUCAAUUAAAGAAACGAAAGAAGUUGCAGCGCUAUUCUUCCGCUAGUCCUCCUGUUUCAGCAAGGCUUACUGGGGAGCAUGCAUCCAUUGGUUUUGAAUCAGAAGCAGCUGUUACAUACACAUCGGGCAAAGAUGUGAUAAUACCAAUGGAAGAAAUUGUUGGUGCUCACGAAGAUGAAGAUCCACUGUUAUCUACUGGAUCUAUAAAAAGAUCUAAAGCUAGCGGAAUAGCUUCACCAGGUUUGGAAAGUGCAACUGAAUUGAACAGAAACGCUGAGUUUAAACUGUUGUCUGAUAUACUCCAUCAUGAUGCUUUGUGGAUAAAUUUGGUGCUUGAAGUAAUUGGCCUAAUGUGUGAUGGACAGAACAGAACUCUACAAGAUUAUUUAAGAGAACAGCUUGAUAACUAUAGAACAAUCAAUGUAGUUGCCGAAGUUGUUGCCUUCCUCCACACAUUUGCUACAGAUCUCUCAUUAACUAAUCUAGAGCAGAUUAGCACUGUUAUUCAGUCAUUGAUUGAGCUGUCUCCUCCAAAAUAA